AAAGAAGAGGCACUGGAAGGUCCAGCAGGAGGCGGAUCCUCGCCCUCCCCCGCCUAUGUCACCGGAGCCGGGGGGCGGGCUGGGGGCUGCGGGGGCCUCAGUCUCCACCAAGGACCGGUCCCCAGUGCCAGGCCGCAGCCCCGGGGAGAUCCCAGUCGGCCCCGCAGGAUCCGCACCCCGCUCCGCCAUGGGGCUGGGCCCCCACGCCUCCAGCCUGCGCCUCUGGCUGGGUCUCUGGCUGGCCUUGGGGGCGGCCAGCAGCUCCAGAGGCCACAGACCACUGACUUUUACAAAUCAGCCUGGAGUCUGUCACUACGGUACUACGCUGGAGUGCUGUUUUGGCUGGAGAAAAAACAACAAAGGAUACUGUGAAGCCAUUUGUGAACCUGCGUGUAAGCAUGGUGAAUGUGUGGGACCCAACAAAUGCAAGUGUUUUCCGGGAUUUACAGGGAAGGCUUGCCACCAAGACAUGAACGAAUGCGGAUUGAAGCCACGUCCCUGCGAGCACAGAUGUAUGAACACCCACGGCAGCUACAAAUGCUACUGCCUCAAUGGCUACAUGCUCCUGCCAGAUGGCACUUGUGCAAACUCUAGAAGCUGUGCCAUGUCCAACUGCCAGUAUGGCUGUGAAGUCACCAAAGAGGAAGUGCGAUGUCUCUGCCCAUCAACUGGCCUUCAGCUGGGACCAAAUGGAAGGACCUGCCUAGAUAUUGAUGAGUGCUCCACCGGCAAGGCCAUGUGCCCCUUCAACCGAAGAUGUGUCAACACAUUUGGGAGUUAUUACUGCAAAUGCCAGAUUGGCUAUGAAUUGAAAUACACCAACAGGCGAUAUGACUGUGUAGACAUAAAUGAAUGUAGUGUGACUACCCAGGAGUGUAGCCUCCAUGCUGAGUGUUUGAACACCCAAGGGUCCUUCAAGUGCAAAUGUAAACAGGGAUACCGAGGCAAUGGAUUUGAAUGUUCUGUUAUCCCUGAAAAUUCUGUGAAGGAAGUCCUCAGGGUGCCUGGAGUUGUCAAAGAUACAAUCAAGAAGUUGUUGGCUCACAAGAACAGUGAGAAAAAGAAUGAAGAGAUCAAGAAUGCGAUUCCAGAACCACCUAAUACACCUGCCCCUAAGGUUCACUUGCAACCAUUUGAUGAUGAAGAGGGACCAUUCGUUGAUGGGAGUUUUGAUGGAAAGGACAAAGAGUCUGAGGAACCUAGAAGAAGAGAAGAGGAGGAAGAAAAAGACCAAGAAGACUUGGAGAACCAAGUAGAUCAUGAACAGACCCUCAGAGGAGAUGUGUUUUUUCCUAAAGUUGAGGAAGCAGCUGCCUUUGGUCCUCUCCUCGUCCAGAGAAAAGAAUCGGCAUCAAAAUCAGUGCCAAGAGACUUCAACAUUUCACUUGACUGCACCUUUGAGCAAGGCAUCUGUGACUGGAAACAGGACACAGAAGAUGAUUUUGACUGGACCCUUGCAGAUCGAGAUAAUGCCAACGGCUAUUACAUGGCAGUACCGGCGACUGUGGGACACAAGAAUGAUGUUGGCCGGCUGAAACUUCUCCUUACCAACCUCCAGCCCAAGAGUAGCUUCUGUUUGCUUUUUGACUACCUGCUCGCUGGGGACAGGGUGGGCAGCCUCCGGGUGUUCCUGGAAAGCAGCAACAAUGUUCCUGCCUGGGAACAGACGGGCAGCCAAGAUGGAAGAUGGAGAACUGGAGCAGUGGAACUGCCGCAAGGAAUCGAUAAAACCCAGAGGAUCAUUUUUGAAUCAGAACGUGGCAAGAGCAAAACUGGAGAAAUUGGAAUAGGUGCUGUCUUUCUCAUUUCAGGCUUCUGCCCUGAAGAUCUGUUAUCCGCGGACAUCUGAAAUGGAUAUUUUACUUUUUUGAAUGUCUGACUUUAUGAUAGUACUGUACUGUUUCAUUGUGACCUAGACAGCUAGUCACCUUAGAAAAUCUUGAACCUAAGACGAAUGGAAAAAUCAGCAUGUUCUAAGGGCAUGAACUUACCCUGGUUGAACUUAUCCUUUGAUACACUCUGUUUUAAUUCUUGCUUGUAAUAUAGUACUAUUGCAUUUUAUCAUUCGCAUCUCUUUCAACUAGAAUGGAAAUGACUGUGCUGCUUUCAUUAUAGGUGAUUUAUUUUUAUAAGCUGUUGCAUUUCCAUGUUAGAAUUUUCCAGUUUACACAGGAACACUAAUAAGGAUUACUUAAGUGAACUGUUUCAACCCGACGGCUCGUCUUGAUAUUAGAUACUAGAUUUUAACUUCCGUGGCUUGUGCUGAUUUUGACAGUAUGUUUUUACCUUGAAAAUCCAUCUAAAUAAUCAUUUUGCUGUACCAUGAUUUAAUAUUUUUAUGUUGUGACUUUACAGUCAGUUAUGUCUAUGACUGUUUACUCUUAAUGGAAAACUUUUUUGAAUUCAUGGGAAUACAUCUAAUUUCUAGCAAACAAGAGCAUAACUGUUUUAUCCUCAUAUAACCCUUAUCAAAUUAACGCAGGCCUAUGUAUCUCCAGGUUACGAGAAAUCGGAGCAGACUUUAAGGAAAUUAAGAAGAAAGCUUCUUAAUUGGUUUCUUGCCUGUAAAGGUGAUUAACACUCAUAAUGAUUGAAAGGGUACACUCUGAAACAUCCAGCUGUAAAGGCCUUCAAAAAUGUCCAACUCUCCUGGACAUAUACGAUGUUCCUAGGCCUGGAGGCAGGAGAUUGAAUCAGUUGACCUUUUGAGGUCCCUUUUUACACUUUGAUUCUAUGAUCUUCUGUAGUUGCCCUUUCUAACUCUCCGGUUAAAUUCUGUUCCAGUGAGACCAGCUCUAUCCUUUUAUUUCUGCAAUAACCUUGGCCCAAAUGUGUUUAUUGUUUUCAACCGUAAAACUACAAGUCCUGAGUUGUUCUGAGUGGUAUUACUGAGGUUUUAGUGCGCGCUUAGUGCGCUAUUCUACAGAAGUGGUUAUUUGCCUGUCAAAUUCUCUUGCUGUCAAGUAGUCUGCAGUUUAAAACAACACUUGAAACAAGAUGACUGCUUUCAUAAGUCAUUUUACUCAAGGAAUCUGACAAAUGGAAUUGGAUAAGAACUAGAAUCAUUUCAAACUCAAUGCCUUGCCAGUGAAAGAUAUUAGAUUAUCAGCCCUGGGGACUGAAGUUUGCUACUCAAAACAAGGUAUGACACGGGCAGUGGGAAGAGUGAGACGGUUUAUGGGUCUGGAGUGAAAAUGUCAUGCUUGCAAUGGGCCCUGAACUUCAACAAGUCCUAGACAACUACUUCUUUUGCAUGUUUACCUCCAACAUAGGGAAGCACAGGUGGAUGGCCACAAAGAUGACUGUGAGUCUCAAGCGGGGACAGGGACUGUGUCCAAAAUGAUAACUUUCAUCUCCCCCAAUGCAUAGAACAGUGCUUGGCACAUAGUAUGCCCUUAAAAUACCUAAUUAUCAUCAUCUAUGGACUGGUCCAUAGCACGCUUCGCUGAGGGUGAACCUUGGACAGUAAGUUAUUAGAUCUAGAGAUCUCCAAUGCUCAACCACUAAUCGUAACCUAGGUCCGUCUAAAACAAGAGAGCUGCCGUGUGAACGCAGAUAUACAGAAAGGGAAGAAUAAAACUCUCUGAGAGCAGGACCCAGCUUGACUGUCUUCCUUGAAAAUGAGGAGCUGCACGGCUUCAAAUGCAUUAACAAGGGGUAGGGAAGUGCUCUAUCAACACUUUAGUUUAAUAAUAACAGUUUUUCCUCCUAUUCAUAUACUCUCCAUCUUUAUCCCUCCAUCUGCUCCAUGUCCAAAUGGAAACAACCUAAGGCCACAAAAUGCAACUGUCAAAGAGAAUUGCUUUAUUCUGGAUUUAUUAUCUGAGCUCUUCUUAAUAAAUGGCUGACUCCCCAUAUUCUGUUAGCUCUUCCCUGUGAAAGAUGCAAGAGCAUAAUAAUGAAAACAACUGUCAGGUUGCCUGUGGGUCAAAAAUCCCUUGCUGAUUACAAUGGAUGUUUUUUAAGUUGUGCUUCACUUUCUCCUUAAAGGACUAAUGAGCACUGACCACACUUCAAACAGAUCACCCUCCUGGAGAAAACAUGAAAGAAGCAUUUAAAAAGCAAAAACAGAGGCCCGGUUUCAGUUUCUUAUUAGCACACAUUUCCCCUGACCUCCUUACAGAGCACAGGGUGCACUCUGACUUGCCAUUCAGAAUUGUUACCUCUUCUGGCUCCCCCCAAACCACUUUCUUCUAAACUCUUAACUUCAUUUAUCAUUGUUUUAGAGAAAGAGAACAAAUGAGGCUUUCAUCCUGGUGUUUAAAUCCAAAAGUGAAUAAAUCAAACUGUAAAAAUGUUAUUGUAUAUUGUACAAGAAUGUGUUCUGGCAGGACUCUAUCUCCAGAUUAUCAUCUGUGCCCAUAAACCAGGCAUUUGUAGGUGACCACGGGUACUGAGGCAGCAAGCUGUUGGAUUUUUCCACCGCGAAUGACCAUUUGCAAUACAACAGAUGCUUAUGUUUUAUUAGUGUAAUGAAGAAAAAGUAGAAAAUUUUACCCAAACUGUUACUGAAAAUCAUAUAGCCAUAAGUUUGAUUCUCCAAUCAGGCACAUGCUUUUAUAAGUUCGAAAACUCAUGACACAAUCUUAGACUUUGAUUCUUUCUUUUUUUCUUUACCAACCUGCAUUGUUCAGCCUCAGUUACCUCAUACUUGUUCUCCCUCCUACUUAGA
Messenger RNA from Ornithorhynchus anatinus (platypus), 4672 nucleotides. RefSeq names its product EGF like domain multiple 6 (gene EGFL6). NCBI's taxonomy places the organism in Eukaryota, Metazoa, Chordata, Mammalia, Monotremata, Ornithorhynchidae. The record is from RefSeq and is a predicted model, not a curated record. Gene Ontology annotation, molecular function: calcium ion binding. Gene Ontology annotation, cellular component: membrane. Bases 56 to 1849 code for a protein of 597 amino acids. The transcript is spliced from 12 exons.